AGCUGUGAAACUUGUUCCGUGUAAAGUUGAGUAAAUUGCUGUAUGGCUGCAGAUCUCAAGGGAAGUGAUUCCCUUUCAAAUCACGCCUUCUGCUUUGUUUUCGGUGCGUAAAACACUGCUUACACGGCUUCUGGACUAUCGUCAAAACGUUAUUUACAACUAUCACAUGAUGCUGCAUUAUAUGACAAGUUGUAACUUCAGGCUAUAUUUCACACUAUCUUCCGGAUAGUGUGAAAACGCGGAGGCUCUAAUUGAAAGGAUUUCUUCAUAAGUGUUUGAUGUAUAAUAGACGUGGAAAUCAGUAAGAUGUGGAGGAGGUCAUCCGCACACAUGUUGCAACUAAGCGCAACAUUCGAUUUGCAGCAGGAUGUUGUGUCCAGUAUAUUUAAGAAAGAAGCGACUGUAGGAAGAGUCAAAGAAUACUCAGGGAUCGUUGACACUCGGAUCCUCAACAUUGAAAGGGAUGGAGGAGUCCUCUACUCCUGGGAAGGGGCAACAGGGACCACCAGGAUCGGGAAAUACGACCCCAAUACCAGACAGAAUAAGCUCCUCUACACAUUUGACAAGCAGGUGUGUGUCAGCAGCUGUUCUCUGAAUAAGGAGGAGACUCUGCUGGCGGUCAGUUUGGCACAGAGGACAAGAACAGAGGAGCGCCUCAGACCAGUUUCAAAAUGUCUGACCCUCCUCAUUGAGAUCCAUCCCAUUAACAACACUAAGGUCCUGAAGGCUGUCGACUGCCGGGUCAGAGUUCAGUUCAUCCAUCCAGACACAGAGAGGGACUCAGUGCUGGAGAGUCACCUGCUGCUGGUAGCAGAUGAUGGCUAUGUGGAGCAGCUCCAUGUGAUGCUGGUCAGACAAGAGGGUUACAGAGUGGUGAUGUUGAACCCAGAGUGCCUGGCCAAAGACAGGGUGGCAGAGGAGUUCAGCUGGGUCCAGUGGGACAGCCAGACACAGAGACUCUUCUACCUCACACACAGGGAAAAAGCUGUGCUGAAAUGUGUGCAGUUCUGCCAUGACCACAACUGUGAGACCUUGUUUGAGCUUGAACUGGAGUUGCCCUCUAACCCUUUCACCUCUAUGAGGUUUGUUAACCUGGGCUUUGACCAUCACCAAGAGACACAGCAUGAACGGGAGGAGAUGAGGAUGGUGGUGAUCACCAAUAAAACAGGGAGUAUGUGUGUGUGUUACAGCCAGCCUGCUUGUGCCGACCAGGAGAUCACAUACACCAUAGUCCUGGUGCACAGAGGCUGCAGUAAAACGUUCUCAGUGGCUCUGGAUGGCUCCCCUAGUCCAUGUAGUACAGAUCUCCUCCCUCUCUUCAUCCCUAUAGGUUACUACGUGGUAGUCUACCUUUCUGGUCACUUCCUGCACUGCAUCAACACCAGACAACAGGAGCUGCUCUGCCACAGUCUCUUCCUCUCAGGUGUUGAUGCAGAGCUGGGUGUGUUGGGAUCAGACAGUGUGGUGUUGUCUCUACCUGAGUCCUCUCUGCUGGACCUGAACACAGGCAGGAUGUUCACUGUAGACCUCAACCCCUCCUUCCUAAUGGACCUACUGCACUGCAGUAGACCUGACGCUCAACGCCUGGCUGCCCUGCACUGUCUGCUGCUCUACAUGGGACCCAACGCUGCACUACAACUGAAGAUCAUAGAUUGGAUCUGUGACAAUGUCAUGCCGUUCGACACCUUCGAUCAAAUUCAGGAAUUUAUUCUAGCGUCACUGUACAGGCUCGUCUAUAAGAAGUGUCUCAGUCUGGAUGAAGUCCUACCCUACUCCUCUGUGUUUGAGAAGAAGAAGGUACCGGAGGGUCUCGACCAGGUCCCUGGUGUCUCCUGCACCACAGAGCUCCAUGCUGAACCAGUGUUCAAAGGAAAGGCCAGGAGUCUCCAGGGCUUUUGGGAAGAGCUGCAGUGGAGCACAGAAAAGAUGAAGUACUUUGAGGCGGUUCCAAACCCACGAUACAGAACAUCUCAGAACCUGCCAGACUGGACCAAGCUGCUCACUACCCUGAAGUCAGAGAACAAGAAGGCUUCUAACUAUCUGCGUCACAUUGAGGAGAACACUAAACAAGUUCUGUCGAUGGUGGACAGCUGGAAUCUUGAUCAGAAAGUGGUUCCGUUGUUCCAGGAGGAGGAUAGCCAGCAGAGGGCGCUCAUAGGCCUGAUGGUGGACAAGCUGAGAGAGCACCUCAACAGACACCUGCCUCGUCUGGGGAAGAAGAAGAUCGACGUGCUGGUGGUGAACUACGUGGCCAAGCUGCUGGAGCUGAUCAGACGCAUGCUGGAGUCUGUGUGGCUGAAGUACAAACUGGGCCCUCUGGUGCUGUGCUUAAAGCAGCAGGGGAGUUCAGCGGAGUGGGCAGUGUUUCACGUGAUGUGUCGGAUACUGGAGGCUACAAAGACUCUGUGUCUCCCCCUCCCUCCUGGGUAUCACACUCUACUGUCCGUGUUGGGGGUUCGCUGUCUCCCCAGACACACCUUCCUGCAGUACGUUGACCAUGGUGUGCUGCAGCUCACUGAGACCUUCGUCUCACGACUCAUGACAGAUCUAGACAACAGUGAUGCCAACGAGGAGCUGAAGUUCAGCAUUCUGAAGAGACUACCGGAGCGCAUGGAGCAGAGGAUCUGUCACCUGUGGGAUCACCCCAUCAGUUCAGCCUGUAUCUCCAGAGACUAUGUCAGAGGCCUGCUGGAGAAACACGCCAAAACCAAAGGUUCUAUGUUCAUGGAGAGAGACGAGCCUGGCUUCAGGCCUGAGUUCCUGCCUCUCACCUUCCUGACCAAAAUUCUGUUAGAUGUGGAAGAUCGAGCUCUGAACCCUUUUGAGGAGCAGGAGAAUGUGGAUGCCAGGUUUGUGGAGGAGACGGCUCUGAAACAGACUCUGAUCCUGCUGGGCUUCCAGGACAAGUGAGGGAGGGAGAGACCGAGAGGUGGAGGGAGGUGAAGAAAGAGGGGGAGCAGGUCAAGGCUCCCAAGUUUUCACUCAACACUCCAUAUUCCACUAGUACUCAGAGAGCGGGGACUGUGUCAGAGAGAGCGGGGACUGUGUCAGAGAGAGCGGGGACUGUGUCAGAGAGAGCGGGGACUGUGUCAGAGAGAGCGGGGACUGUGUCAGAGAGAGCGGGGACUGUGUCAGAGAGAGCGGGGACUGUGUCAGAGAGAGCGGGGACUGUGUCAGAGAGAGCGGGGACUGUGUCAGAGAGAGCGGGGACUGUGUCAGAGAGAGCGGGGACUGUGUCAGAGAGAGCGGGGACUGUGUCAGAGAGAGCGGGGACUGUGUCAGAGAGAGCGGGGACUGUGUCAGAGAGAGCGGGGACUGUGUCAGAGAGAGCGGGGACUGUGUCAGAGAGAGCGGGGACUGUGUCAGAGAGAGCGGGGACUGUGUCAGAGAGAGCGGGGACUGUGUCAGAGAGAGCGGGGACUGUGUCAGAGAGAGCGGGGACUGUGUCAGAGAGAGCGGGGACCGUGUCAGAGAGAGCGGGGACCGUGUCAGAGAGAGCGGGGACCGUGUCAGAGAGAGCGGGGACCGUGUCAGAGAGAGCGGGGACCGUGUCAGAGAGAGCGGGGACCGUGUCAGAGAGAGCGGGGACCGUGUCAGAGAGAGCGGGGACCGUGUCAGAGAGAGCGGGGACCGUGUCAGAGAGAGCGGGGACCGUGUCAGAGAGAGCGGGGACUGUUUGAAAUUACACUUUAAAUGUUGAUUACUCAACGUUCCAAUACAUGAGAAUCUAUGAAGAGACAUUAGAUUCUGAUGAACAAUGGGUCUGGUGACAAUAGUCAUCAGUUAACCAGAUUUAUAUUUCUGCCCUCUCUGCCUGUUGCUCAACCCUCCCACACAGACCAGAUGGAUGAGGCUCUUACAGUAAGAAGGGAAGUUCUCUGGAAGGUGUCUGAAUUACCACAACACGUGUCCUGUAUGAUGUCUGUACAUUUCCAUUUCAGAGGAACUGAUGCAUGGUUAGAUUUCAGGAAUAACACAGUGAUUUGGAGUGGAAUCCAGGAAAUGCGUUGGAUCAGGUACAAUAAUAAACUGGAAAAGGGA
Messenger RNA from Salvelinus fontinalis (brook trout), 4041 nucleotides. It is a transcript of the gene gsap, whose product is annotated as gamma-secretase activating protein. The transcript has 31 exons. The coding region runs from base 307 to 2910 and encodes 867 amino acids. Gene Ontology annotation, cellular component: trans-Golgi network. Gene Ontology annotation, biological process: positive regulation of amyloid-beta formation. The record is from RefSeq and is a predicted model, not a curated record. Lineage: Eukaryota; Metazoa; Chordata; Actinopteri; Salmoniformes; Salmonidae.